This is a messenger RNA of Ctenopharyngodon idella (grass carp), 1400 nucleotides long. RefSeq lists its product as uncharacterized. Bases 171 to 869 code for a protein of 232 amino acids. The record is from RefSeq and is a predicted model, not a curated record. The transcript is spliced from 7 exons. Gene Ontology annotation, molecular function: DNA binding. Lineage: Eukaryota; Metazoa; Chordata; Actinopteri; Cypriniformes; Xenocyprididae.
CAGGUGCCAAACCGAAACUGCCCGCAUGUAAAUUUCAUAUUCAGUUUUCAAGGCAAUGCUUACACAACGCAUAACAAGCUAAGAGUUUCGGUGAGCUCUUCCUGUUAUCAAGUUAAAAAUAGUAUCCUAUCUCUGACAAUAGUGAACUCAGUGCUUAUUCACUGAAGUUCAUGCACAAGGCAGCGAUGCCUCAAAUCACGUCAGGUGUGAUCAUGCAGCUGACUCUGCUGCUGUCCGCUUUACCUGCGCAGUAUCUCAUCUCCAGAUGGACAAGCGGCACCGCAGCACAACGACACAUCGCCACUCAGAGUAUCCUUGACAUGUGGGACUCCAUGAGAAAAUCCUACUUGAGCACGACUGCUUGGGUCGACUGGCUAAAUACCUGGAUUCCCAAACUACCGUCCUUCGGAGAGGAAGAGGAACACUACACUCUGGAAGAAGCGCUCGCAAUCGAGAUGUUGAUGCAUGAAAAUGAGAACGGGUACUUUGGAGUCUCAAAGGAGGUGCGAAGCCCCAGGCCAGCAUACGUGCUGCACCGUGUAGGACAAGUUAUCAUGGAGACACAGAAUAAAAUGAUUGGUGUGAUAGUGGGCUGGGAUGCAGGACUCCAAGCCCCCCCAGAGUGGACCAAGAGAAAGAAAUAUUCGGAUUCAGAGCUGGAGAAAGCCAAGGACACUCCUCAUUACAGAAUUCUGUUCAUGGGGCCUGAUUCCUCAUCAAUACUGAUCGGAUACAUUCCCCAGUCUAACUUGAAACUCUUUCAAGGCUUUGAGCCGGACAUUCCUGUUCUAGACCGCUAUUUUUCACACUUCGAUGGGGAAAAGUUUGUUAUGCAGGAAUGGUUGCAAGAAAUCUACCCUCACGACUGAAGGAGUAAAAAAACGAGAGGUUUUAAAAACACCUGGAAUCACAGACAUGAUGCCUGCUAUUCUUCAUUGACAGUAUUGAUGCUUUUAAAGCGAUGAAAAAAAAGGAGGCAAGUAAAUUUGAGAGAUGUAUCUUGUUUACAUACUCCAUAUGCAUAGCAAUUUCAGUUAUUAAACCAAAGAACUAAAAAACCCACAUCACAUUUAUAUUUUUUUUUAAAAUGAUACAUGUCUUAAAGAUUUUGCAAGGGAUAUGUAAAAUUAUGAACAUAACUAUUUGUGAUGUCAAAGCAAAAUUAUAGACUAUUAAUUGGUUUUAUAAUAUGCCAUUGGAUCAAAAUGCAUGUUGAUCUGACUCAAAUGUGUUCCAGGAUGAAUGAAUUUACAAGUCUAUAUGAUAUAGCCUAUUUAUUUAGAACAAAACAGAAGGAUUUGUUGUGUAAAACAGUAUUGAGAAUGUGAUAAACAGUGUUCAAAGUAAAGCCAUAAAUGCAAACAUUAUUUCUUAAUAAAGUUUAAUUUAUUUAAAAUAUA